CUCCCAAGGGACGCCGCAAAACCAAAACAGUCACCCGUGUUCCCAAAAGCACCUCAGGAGAUGCUUCCAAAGGCAGGGCUGGCCUCCACAGGGUGACGGCUCUUCGGCCUCCGACUCAAACCUGAGUCGUCCACACCACUGGGCCGCCGCCAGCCCGGGCGAGCCGCCGAGAUACCACGGACGCCGCAACUAGCCGCCGCCUGCUCCCGCCACACCCGCGGAGCCAGCAGAGCCGAGCCCACGCCCCUGCCGCGUGCCCGCCUCCUGUAGCCAUGCGGCUCGCGAUUGGUCGAGAGCGCUGCCCGUCGCGAGAGAAGGCCGUGUCUCCCGCAGGCCGGCGCUCCCAUUGGUCCGGACGGCGGCGGCGGCGCGCGCGGCCCCGGCGAGGCGGGGAAGCCGGUGGCCGCGGCUGCGGAACGGGCGGAGGCUGCCGGUUUCGUAACCGUCGCUCCUCCUCGCUGACUCGCGGGCUGUGAGGCCUGGGUCGGCUCGGGCCGCGCCGCGCCGGGCCGCUCGGAGUGGAGGCCGCCUGGGGGCGGGCGGGUUGGAGGCGCAGGUACAUGUGAAGAGUUUUUGGCAGCUUAGCGUGGAAACCAUUGAUCACCUUGCCCUCAUUUCUGCCUGUUCUAUGUUGGCAAGGGAGAGUGGCCAAAUGAGCAAGAUAUCGCAGCAAAACAGCACUCCAGGGGUGAACGGAAUUAGUGUUAUCCAUACCCAGGCACAUGCCAGCGGCUUACAGCAAGUCCCUCAGCUGGUGCCUGCUGGCCCUGGGGGAGGAGGCAAAGCCGUGGCUCCCAGCAAGCAGAGCAAAAAGAGCUCGCCCAUGGAUCGAAACAGUGACGAGUAUCGGCAGCGCCGAGAGAGGAACAACAUGGCUGUGAAAAAGAGCCGAUUGAAAAGCAAGCAGAAAGCACAAGACACACUGCAGAGAGUGAAUCAGCUCAAAGAAGAGAAUGAACGGUUGGAAGCAAAAAUCAAAUUGCUGACCAAGGAAUUAAGUGUACUCAAAGAUUUGUUUCUUGAGCACGCACACAACCUUGCAGACAACGUACAGUCCAUUAGCACUGAAAAUACGACAGCAGAUGCUGACAGUUCAGGACAGUAGACCGCACCCUUUCCAGACUUCACAACUUGUGGCUUGAAUGUUAAAGGUGUGACCGCCUGACACCAUUCAUGUCAAUGGCUGAAAGGUGUCCUUUUCCAUUAUUCAGAGACCCAUUGGAGGCUGUUUUCUAGGAUCAGCACUGAAGAGUUGAUUAGCUAAAACUGGUAGCCUGUAAUUUGAAUAUCUGGUUUUAAAUGAUAGAGAUUUUUGUGGGGAUCAGAAUCCCCCAGAUGUUAAGGUAUAUGGUAAAAACAAAAUAUCCGGGAUCCCAAUAUUUCUAAUAAAUCCUGACAUACCAAGAAAUGCUUCUUUUUUAAGUUGACAAAAGAAAUGGGAAGCUGGCAGGCCAUGCAGAAGGUUCUUGGUUUUAAUGAAUAGGCUGAAUUAGAUUAAGAAAAGUUGAAUGCCACCUAUGAUAAUCUAUUUGUGAUUUUUCUUCUAAAUUAUGUAUUAUAAAUUCCUAGAGCUAUAGAAAGCAAUGAGUGUGUAAUUUGGUGUGAUUUUAUGUAUGGCAUAAACUUCGUUUUAACAUAAUUAGUACUGUUUUUCCCCAAAAGUACAAGUUUUUGAAUAGUGAUGUCCAGUUAGGUAAAGAAACCUCAUCACAUCUUACAGGCAGUAUGUGGCCAAUUGACUUAAAAAUACAAAUAACAUUUAGGAAGCAAAUAGAUUAAACACAAAAAUAAAACUAAAGCAUAGGAAUGAUAUUUUUGGGAUACCUUUGGGCUUAGGUUGGCAUUAUUUUAUUCUAAAAAACCAACUCAGUGGUAUAGAGAAACUUGUGUACCAAAAUUUUAGUUUCUGCAGAUGCUAAUUAAGUAAGUGUUUUUUGGGAUACAAUUUUGACACCCAAGUUAGUAAGCAGAAUGUCUUAACAGUUUGAUGACACAAGCUGCUGAUUAGGGUUUAGGAUAUUAAUUCAGAAGGUAAUUUCUCUUGUGUUCAAGUUAGCUGCCAUGGGGCCAUUAUUUUUAAAGUCAAAAAUUUGUCUUUUGAAGGCUCAUUCUGGUAUUUGAUCUUAACCAAGUGAUUAUUAGAGAAAUGUAUCAACUCCAUGCCAUCUCCCAAAAUAGUUGUCUAAGAAAACUUGAAAGUGUAAGGUUUUAACCUUUAAUUUAUUUCACUUAAAUACAUCUUUUGAUACUGUUUUUGUGAGAUUUCUUUUUCUGGUUAGUGGGCUUUCCUGACUUUGUACCACUGCUUCUGUUUAUUCAUUUAUAUGCUUUUGUGUCCCAUAAAUUAUUUUAGAAAAUGCUGAUAAAACUCAGGAUAUUGACAUUUUUGUUGAGACUAAAAAAUGGCAGUCACUGAAGUAGGGACUCUCUAGAGUCUGGCUUAUGUCAGUGUUGGUAGUUUAGAUUGUCUUUGUCAACAUUUUUUCUCUCUUACUCUUUUUUUCUUAGCACAGUUCUAGCUCAAAUUUGUGCAUUUUUGUGUGUUCCUGGGCUAGAGAUGAGAGACUGAGUCAUAUCUGAUCUAAAAGUUUGUGUUACCAGGUAUCUUAUUUGAACAUGGUCAUUUUUGGCCAUGUUGCCGUUUCAUACCAGGACUAGGGAAUGAUGUAACCGGAAUGAAACUCAAGUUGCACCCUUGGGUUGGUGGAAGAGUGCUGAUCAGUGCCAUUCUUCUGGGCAGGAGAAGACAUCAUGGUGACCAGUGACUCAGCAAAGCCAUUCUUAGGGUCACAAGGCCCUUCUGAAUGUAAGACAGGAGCCCAGGAGAUGCUGUCCCAGGAGGGCCAUUAACUUCCAAUAGAGCCAGGAGACAGGAUGGGGGUUUCUAGGGUCCAAUACCGCUUACCUUGGAAUAUGGAUCUACUCAUGAAGGAUGAGAGAUGUUUUGAAUAACUAGCCAGGACACACCCACAGGAUCCUAUUGGAUCCUUAGCAGCUGAUUGGUGUUACAUAAUUAACUUAAUUGGAGAUGCAUAGGUCACUUGAAUCUAUAAGUACCUAUGGUAGAUGCUACAGACAUUUAAAUCUCUUAUUUACUAAAAAAUACCUUUGGGAAUUCGAUGCCCUCAUGGAAUUUAUGGUUACCAGUUAUAUGAAUUGACCUUGUCAGUUAUAUGAAUUGACUUAAGUAUCUUGAAAAAGAAACUUCAGGAAAAUCAUCGGAGGUGUGUAUGCAGUAUUUCAAAUCAGAACACAAGAUUGGAACUUUCGGAAAAAUAAUUUGGGCUUUCCUUUUACCCAUGCAUCUCCAAAGUUUAGCACAAGCAAGCAAUUCCGCAGAGAACAAGUUGUCUGUCUGUCUGAAGUGGUUGGAAAUGAAAGCUUUUAAUUUGAUAGAUUUAUCAGUAUAAAAUUAGGGAAACCAAGUGUGGGAAUGAAUUCAUUUAGAGCUUUGGGACUUCUAAGGUGACUUUUGUAACCUUCGUUCUGUGUGUGACCUAUGAACCAUUAGGAUGUGAUCUACCCUUGUGGGCAGGUCCAUCAUUUUAGGAGUUAGGCUUUAGUGUAAAUUUCUAGCACAUCUGAGUCUCCUGGGUUGGGUGCAUUUUGGCUGCGUUUGGCUGCAGGUGGUGAGACCAGAGCAGCUCUUGCUGCCGCUGGCCCCUGAAAUCAGUUGUUGGGAUGCCAGUGCAGAUACUAAGUAGUAAGAUUUUAAUCAAACACAACCAGGUCUGAAAUACAGGUCAUGUGUGUGAAAUUCUCAAAUUUACAUAAAAAGUAGAAGCAUAGGCAAUUUAACAGUUGAUAUGAAAGGAGAGGAAAUUGUAGCGGCUUUUCACGUUUUCUAAUCGCCAUUAGAGGGCUUGAGACCUUUUACCUGAACAACCCGUUUUGCACUCAGUGCUUUUUGAUGCCUUAGCAAUAGAAUUGUUUUGUUUGACAAAAGCUGGGAAGGAAAAAGACCAUUCUGCAGCUGUUAGAUCUGCCUCUCAGGAAAAAGUACUAACUUGUUCUUUUUGUUCCUGGCUUUCUUCAGUUUGUGAGAUUUCUCUAUUUUUUUAAAUAUAAUUUUAUUUCUUUGAACAAACUUAAAAUAAAAAACAACUUUGGAACAAUGA
Saimiri boliviensis boliviensis (Bolivian squirrel monkey) is the source of this 4118-nucleotide messenger RNA. RefSeq names its product CCAAT enhancer binding protein gamma (gene CEBPG). Lineage: Eukaryota; Metazoa; Chordata; Mammalia; Primates; Cebidae. Gene Ontology annotation, molecular function: RNA polymerase II cis-regulatory region sequence-specific DNA binding; DNA-binding transcription factor activity, RNA polymerase II-specific. The record is from RefSeq and is a predicted model, not a curated record. Gene Ontology annotation, biological process: DNA-templated transcription; regulation of transcription by RNA polymerase II.